AUGCAGUCUCCCAAACAAAGCCUGGUUUGCAACUUAAACCACGUUCACUUGCAGCACGUCUCCUUGGGGCUGCACCUCUCCAAGCGGCCGGAACUUCAGGACGAGGCCAACACCUUGGCGCCCUCCAGGGAACAAGCGGUCUGCCACGAAUGCGAGGAACAUGGCGGUCACCUGGUGCCAAACCUGGUGGACGCCAACUCCAACAACCCCUCCUUGACUUGCCGGUGUUGUGAGGCUCACCCAGUCUCGCCUGAGGUUGAGGAAGAAGAAGAAGAAGAGGAUGAGGAUGAGGAGGAAGCAUCUCCUUCAGACCCUACUUCUUCGUCCAUCAGCAGCUGCUCAGACCUCAGCCUGGACGAGUCUCCCGUCUCGGUGUAUUGCAAGCCCUUCCCUGCUGAACAGGCCCGAAGUCCGGAAAGCCAACCCAAUAUCGUCCCCUUGGAGGACACACAGAAUGUUCUGGUCCACCCCCAAGAGAGAGGUCCAAACCUUAAUGUCCCCUUGGGUGAGCAUCCUGAGGCCCAUAUCUGGGACAGCCCAGAUAGUCUGUACAGCAGCAGCUCCCCGGAUUCUCCAUCUGACCACUCUCCUCCUUGCCCGGAAAGCCUACUUAGAUCGUCCCAAGUUGGGUCCAUCAAAGUUCCUCCUCUCGUUCCACCCCCUGUCCGCCCUUGCAGGGCACCUCCUGCGGUGCCGGUGGUCCCCCCGCGUGGGCCGGAGGUGGAUUCCAACUGCAACGCUCUCCCAGCCCAGGAGGUCAAGCCCAACACCGUCUCCUUGGGGCAAGUGGACAUCAACUCGAACCGGGCCACCGGACCGGUGGGGUCUCGUUUUGGAGGCGUGCCUCCUCCGAUUCCUCCUCGGACCAAGAGGGGCCUUCAGGGCUUGAGAAGAAGUGAAGGGGGGAGGCCAUCUCCUGAGCCGGUCCCUCCUGCACCAGUUGAGCCCCCGUUGCACCACCCCGGUGAACCCCAAGGAGAAACGCCUAAGAAGACCAUCACUUCCUUUCACGAGUUGGCUCAGAAGAGGAAGAAGGCAACUGUGGCGCCUCCCCUUCUCCUGACCAAGAAGGACCAAAGCGAUUGGCUGAUUGUCUUCUCUCCGGAGACGGAGAUGCCUCCGUCUCACCAACUCUCCUGGGCAACCAGGCAGGAGACCAAGCCCCCCACUUCCUCGGGGGAGCCUUCUCCUCCUAGCCUCCAACGCGGGGUCAUCACGUUCAAGGACCUCCGCUAUCGGAAGCAGAACAGCCAACUGGCCACCAAGGUGGGCAACCCAGGCCCCCAGCGGGCGAGUCCCGCUCAAGGGGUCCCCGACGGUCAGUCCGGGCAAGAGAAGAACGACUCGGAGGCCGCAGCCCAUGGGCAUUUGUGGGGCGCCAAGGAAAUCCCAGCCCGGAUGAAGAGGUCUCGGCCGGCUCUACAGCCGAUUGUGGAAAGAGGCUGUGAAGAAGGAGAAGACGCGGCGGUCAAGCCGAAACCUCUCGGGAGACCCUUGGAGACUCAACCCCAGGCGAGGUGGGGUCCUGACGUUUCCGGGAAGGCCGAGACGGGCGACAGGAGGGUCCCUACGGCUUUCCCCACCCACCAGGUGUCCGAGCUGUCACUUGGAGCCCGGGACCCCCUUGGAAAGCAGGGUGGAAAGGGUCCCUGGGGGAGAUUCUCUCGGGACACUAUGAGAGCCGAGGAGUCGGGAGCCCCUCGCCAACUUCGACAUUCUCAGUCCUUUGCUGGGGUCUCACUCCAAGGAUGGCCAGCGAGGACAGGAGACGCAGUCUCUACACAGCUUCGACAACAGAAAAAAGCACUGCUGAUGGCCGUCAGUGCUUCCGUGGACAAAAUCGUGGCUCACUUCAGCACUGCCCGGAACCUCGUUCAAAAGGCUCAGCUGGGCGACAGCCAGCUGACCCCCGAAGUGGGGCAUUUGAUCCUCCACACACUCUGCCCCGCCUUGCACGCCCUGGUGGGCGACGGCCUGAAGCCGUUUCAGAAGGACGUCAUCACAGGAUACCGGCCCAGCUCUCCAUGGAGCGUCGUCGAAGCUUCGGCCAGGCCGGGUGCCCACACCAGAACCUUCACCGCGUUGUACUGGCGUGUGUCACGGCUGGCCCCGCUCCGGAGUCACCACCAAUGUUUCCACGCUUUUAUCCUCGGUCUUCUGAACUUGAAGCAAGUGGAGGAAUGGUUCACACAGCUGCAAAGAAACUCAGAGCUGGUCUCCUCCUUGUAUUUGCCCACCGCCUUCCUGCUCCUAAGCCAGCGGAUCUGCCCCCGUUGGGCCGAAGAGCUACUACUCCUGUUGCAACCCCUUUCGGUCCUCACCUUCCAACUGGACCUGCUCUUUGAGCAUCGCCACCUGCCCAUCAGCGUCCGGCCGAUGCCCCAGCCAAGCACCCCGUCUCCCGAACCCGGGGCCGGUCGGUGGGAGAGCCCCGGUCUGACCCCGCUGGAUUUAUCCGAGCCCCCAAUUCCUUUCGCUACUUUGGAAGAUCCUUUCUUGGCUCCCUCCAGCCCCUUUCAGGAAUGGCUCCUGCCCCAGAGACUUCUGGGCUGGAAGGAGCGGCUAGCAAGCACCCUCCGUGGGAACGGGAACCCGGCCUGGGCCCAGCCCAGGCAGGAGGAGAGCCCAGCCCAGCUGCCAAGCAGGUGGAAGUCACACUGGACCAAGCUGUGGGUGGCCAUUAAGGAGAGCCAGACGGCAGCCGGAGAGAGCGGUGCCAGUGCCGAAGAAUGCCCCAAACUUGGCAAAAACGACUCCCAGAUAGAAAAACGGUCAUCCGUCUGCGAGGAAGAUGGCCCGGCGGCAGGGAGCCCCUCCCAGCCAGGAAUGGAUACCCCUGAGGCAGGAGAAGUCUAUCUGAAAGGAACUGAGGAGAAACCGGAGGCUGGAAACGGGAACGAAAGACGGCUGGGAUGGCUGUUCGGAGCGAAUUCUCCCGGGGCUGUGAACGAGACGGAUCCAAAUCUACCUCGGUCCGGGCGCCCUUCGAGAUGGCUGUGUCCUGCCAUUAACACGCUGGCCUUCGCCAAGAAGGGGGGACCGACCCAGAAGACCUGGCAAGAGGCAGAGGGGGCACAGAAUCCCCCAGACCCAGUACAGACCUGCAAAGCCGUGCGGGCCCUCUGUGACCACGCAGGUGAGGCUGCUGGACACCUGACCUUUUGCAAAGGGGAAAUCCUGCAAGUGAUGGAGACGGUGGAUGAAAACUGGCUGAAAUGCCUCUCCGGAGGCCAGCAAGGCCUCGUCCACGUGGGCUACACUUCCCUGAUCAUCUGA
Molecule: messenger RNA, 3276 nt
Organism: Protobothrops mucrosquamatus (brown spotted pit viper)
Lineage: Eukaryota; Metazoa; Chordata; Lepidosauria; Squamata; Viperidae
Gene: RUSC1
Product: RUN and SH3 domain containing 1
Exons: 11
Coding region: 1-3276 (1091 amino acids)
Cellular component (GO): cytoplasmic vesicle
Molecular function (GO): protein binding
Source: RefSeq, a predicted model, not a curated record